AUGACGUCCGAGAUGGACAAGCUUUCGAUGGCUAUGAGUGACUUGGCUCCUGCUUCAACUGAGUCACGCACACACAUAAGUGAACUAGCAAAAACAACAAAUGAGACACGCACACAGAUGAGUGAGUUAGCAAAAUCACAAGCUGAAUCACGGCAUCACAUGGGAAGGAUGGAGACAAGACUCGAUGCUAUUGCGGACAUAAUAACCAAGAAACUCAAUCCUAAUAGUGCGUCCUACAUAGGCAUACAUUCGGAGGAUGAAGGGGAUGAAGGUGACUCAAAACCAACCAAGAACGCCUAUCCAGAUGAUAAAGGAUUGAAACUUGAUGACUACACUGGUGAAGGCAAGCCUAAGGACUUGUUAGAGUGGAUUCGCCAACUAGAAAAGCUUGAAGGAUUGCAACAAAGAGCCAAGAAAAACAAAACCAAACUAUGUAGUUGGGAGAAAUUGAAUGGGAGGCUUAAAGAUAAGUUUUUGCCGGAUGAUUAUGAACAAAGGCAGUUCAUAAAGCUUACGUCAAUAAGCCAAAGUGAUCUAAGUGUACAUGAAUACACUAUGGAGUUUGAGAAGCUAGGCCUUAUAUGUGAUAUAGAAGAGAAAGAGAAGCACAAAACAGCAAGGUACAUUAAAGGUUUGAAUAGAAACAUAGCUAGGAGGGUUGAAGUUUCUACUUACCAUUCUUUCGAGGAUGUGACUAAGUUAGCUAUGAAGUUUGAAGAGCAUGACAAAGAGGAGAAACCUAAGGGCAUCUACACACCUAGGUAUGAUCCUAACACAAAAGGGAAGGCUACUACUUCCUAUACAAGGUGGUCCGAAGGUCCUAAAACUAACACUACACCUAAGGAGGACACUACUAUGGAGAAAACUAAAGUGGUCGUGCCUAAGGAGAAGUUUGAGGAGUUGAGAAAAUGCUUCAAGUGUCAAGGAAGAGGACACAUAGCAAGUAAUUGCCCUACCAAGAAAGCACUUACCAUGAGGCAAUACUUAGCCUUACAAGAGGAAGAAAGCAUGUAUGAAUUCAUCCCUGAAGAGGAGCAAAGCAUGGGAGAAGAUGAUGAAGAAGAGGAUGCUUUUGCAGAAGAUGAUUCAAGGAUUCUUGGAGUGGUUAGGCGCACCUUACAUGUGGAUCAUACACCUAACAUGGCACAAAGGGAGAAUCUUUUCCAUACCAGAUGCAAGGUAGGUGAGUAUACAUGUAAUGUAAUAAUAGAUAGUGGUUCUUGCACUAAUGUUAUUGCAGCUGAAGUGGUGUCCAAACUCAAUCUCAUCACAAGGGCACACCCUAAACCCUACAAAUUGAGUUGGUUAGAUGAUAGCACUGGCAUGAGGGUGAAGAAACAAGCACUUAUUUCAUUCUCUAUUGGAAGUUAUAAAGAUGAGCUAUGGUGUGAUAUAUUACCUAUGAGUGCAUGCCAUCUUCUACUUGGAAGACCAUGGCAAUUUGAUAGGAAGGUUAUUCAUGAAGGGGACACCAAUGUCUAUUCUGUAUUAGUUGGUUCAAAAAGGGUUAGAUUACAUCCUCUAAACCCUACUCAAGUGGCGCCUAAACAACAACCCAAGACACCAAGUUAUUUCCUAAAUGCAAAAGAAUUCGAGCAUGAAGUAGAGAAGAGGUAUGCUUAUGCUUUGGUGUGA
Molecule: messenger RNA, 1635 nt
Organism: Beta vulgaris subsp. vulgaris (sugar beet)
Lineage: Eukaryota; Viridiplantae; Streptophyta; Magnoliopsida; Caryophyllales; Amaranthaceae
Exons: 2
Coding region: 1-1635 (544 amino acids)
Molecular function (GO): zinc ion binding; nucleic acid binding
Source: RefSeq, a predicted model, not a curated record